AAAGGCAGUGAGUGGAUGGCAAGGGUCAGCCUUUGUCAGACUCCGUGCCAGGUCCAGCUGUGGCUGCACAGUUGCUACGUGUUAACCUCCUUGAAGCCUCACUCUAAUCCUCUGAAGUAUUUCUUUUUAUCCUUCAUUUUACAGGUGCUGCUGCUAACAUCUGCAGAAGAUUUGGACUGCACUCCUGGAUUUCAGCAGAAAGUGUUCCAUAUCGAUCAGCCAGCUGAAUUCAUUGAGGACCAGGCGAUUUUAAACUUGACCUUCAGUGACUGCAAGGGAAAUGACAAGCUGCACUAUGAGGUCUCAAGCCCAUACUUCAAGGUGAACAACGAUGGCAGCUUAGUCGCCCUGAGAAACAUAACUGCGGUGGGCAAGACUCUAUUCGUCCACGCCCGGACUCCCCAUGCAGAAGACAUGGCGGAACUCGUGAUUGUUGGAGGGAAAGACAUCCAGGGCUCCUUGCAGGAUAUAUUUAAAUUUGCAAGAACUUCUCCUGUACCAAGACAAAAGAGGUCCAUUGUGGUAUCUCCCAUUUUAAUUCCAGAGAAUCAGAGACAACCUUUCCCGAGAGAUGUUGGCAAGGUAGUCGAUAGUGACAGACCGGAAGGGUCCAAGUUCCGGCUCACUGGAAAGGGAGUGGAUCAAGAGCCUAAAGGAAUUUUCAGAAUCAAUGAGAACACGGGUAGUGUCUCUGUGACACGGAACUUGGACAGAGAAACCAUCGCUACCUAUCAACGUCUCCCCAAGCCAGUACCUCCGAGCAUCUCCGUUCGACUCUUUUCCAAUGGGUUCUUCACGUUUCCAAGCACCUCAUUUUGCGACCUGGCCUUAUCUGCCAGGCACACCUGGUGAAACUGAGGCAUGAAGAGGUUACCCGACAUCCCACAGCAGCCACAUACCUGGAUUAGACCACCGAGUCGCUCCUGACUGAUUACUUACUUGGUCCACUAAGCAAAGCCGCUUCCUCACUCGAGGCUACAGAAACUUAUUUUCUAAACUUCAUUAGCACAAACUCCUCAGAAGAGGUUCAGCUUCAAUCUUGGCAAAUGAGAGAGCCCCACAUUCCUUCCUCAACUUUCUCAUCCCCUGGCAUCUAGCCCACACAGCGUGGACCCACUGAAUGUUCACAGGAUGAAUAAAUGUCUGAGGAUCAAUUUUUAUUUUUUUCUUUCUUGUUUAUGUGUUUGUUUUAGUUAUAUAGCUACAACCACAUCUAUUUCCUGAUAGCUGUUUUUCAAAUGAGUUGGGGGCUUUUUCUCCCCAAGAUGCUGAAGAACCACAAAAUAUCAGGCCUGCAAGAUCUUUUAGAGACAUUUUAUCUAACCUGAUAAAUUUACAAGAGCAAGCUCAAUAAUUAACCAAUGGUUUUGACUCUCAGUACUGAAAAAAAAAAAAAAAGUGCUGCUGCUGUUUUGUUAUCCCUCCAAAGCAGGCAUUGAGGCUGCCCCAACCCCUGGGACUAGAUUCUGCAAACACAGAUAAGACACCCAUUCUAGCUUCUACUACCCAAUCUUCAUGUAUUUUCAACAUCAGUAAGCAUACUGGGCUUUUUCCCCAUUUUGUAAAAAUGAGCAGGGUGGUGGGGGAGAAGGAAGGAGGUGCUUGUCAUGGGCAGGGACUAAGAGGAGGAAGGAGCAAAGGAAACGAUGAAAACAGUUUGGCCUCCUCUUCUGGCUCCUUAAAGUAGGCUUGACACUUUGGGGUUAAAGGGCAGAAAAUUAUGGAAAUUAUUUUUUUAUGAGAUACUAUGCAAAGUUGAAGGUGAAGACCAGAGGCUAAUUAAAUCAAUGACAGAAGACUGGGUAAGAUUCCAGGUUCAAGCACUACAGCUGUGAGGCCAACUGACAAAGGAUGACACGGUUCUAAAGCAAGCCAUCCCUCAGCAUCCCAGAGCACCAGCCCUGAGCUGAUGGGAUGAGGAGGGAGGUGUGAGGGGAGUUCAGGAUGGGGAACAGAUGUACACCCAUGGCUGAUUCAUGUCAGUGUAUGGCAAAACCACUACAGUAUUAUAAAGUAGUUAGUCUCCAAUUAAAAUAAAUAAAUUAAAAGAAAAUAAAUAAAGGAAGCCAUCCCCUGCCCAGAGACUCCCAUAGCAGCUUGGCGUGGAAGAGCUGGUGAUUAGGGGGUGGAUCACCAUGAUGAGGCUCCCAUGGUGGCCCAGAUGAGGGAAGAAGAAGCUGACACUGACCAGGAGGCACUUAUAAAGUCAGCUUUGGUUUUCCCGAGAAAUCCCUAGAGUGCUGUUGUAAUGGGGCUCAGUUCCUCUUGAGGAGGUGAGGACCCAGAAUCCUGUGACAGGGAUAGGUGCACAGGCGACCCAUGUCCUCACUGGGGCUGGGGAGCUGCCACCCUCCAGGUUGUCCACCUCCAUUCUGGCCAGCCCCCCAGCUUAAAGUCUAAUUGAAAUAGACUGCAGCAGUUAGAGAUUUGAAAUGGAGUGAAUCUCUGAGCAAAAUCCCAGGAUGAAAAGGAGAACAUGAAGAAGCCUGAUCUUCUGCCAGCUGUGUCUUCUCUUCCAGCAAGAGCAGUGUAGGAAAAUGGACAGCAUUUAUGGAGAGGCGACCUGGACUGCCAAGAGGAUGUACACACACCAAGGCCAGCUCGCAUCCAGCAGCCCCAUCAAGCAUGAUUCAGAUCAAAUACAAUAUUGAUUUAAUCAGCAGAUAUCCAUGCUUAACUCAUGCCAGCCGUUGUCUCAGGGUCCUGGGGAAAGAGCAGCAAAUUACCACCAAGUUUCUGUUUCAUGGAACUCUGUCAAUACAUAGACAUGAGUGUGUAUGUAACACAGCAGGUGAUUAUAUGUGUUGGGAAUAAAAAUGGAGCAGAUUAAAGAUGCAGAGAGUGAUGAAAGCAGCCACAUGACCCAAGCAGGCCUCACCCAGUUGACAUUUUGGGGAAGUCUGGUGGAAGGUCUGAAGGCAGAAAUGCUGUCCUUCCCUCUCAGGUGUCCUUGGUAUCAGGAGCUCUCAUCCAGGUGACUGUGCCAUCCAGGGGACUUCUGGCAAUGCCUUGAGACAUUUUUGGUCAUCCCAGCUUAGUGCUACUGGCAUCUAGUGGGUCAAGGUGAGAGAUAUUGCUCAACAUCCUACAAGGCACAGGACAGACGCUACAUGUCCUGCUCUGCAGGUACCAGCAUGGAGCUGGCCUCUUAGAGGGUCUGGUUUGUUCACUCAGAUGUUUGUCAGUUUUGAAUAGGUCACAACAGGGUGGGAUACAUCCCUGUCCUUGAGAAGUUCUUGGUCUAGCUGGGGAUGAUCAGUAAUAAGACAUCUACACCACCAUGGGACAGGGGCAGGGCCAGGAACAACCUUCUCUGGUAUUGUGAUCAAAGCAAGUGCUGAAGAAUGAGGAGGAGUCAGCCAGGUGAUAGGACAGGGGCAGGGCAGGAGAUUGUUUCAGGAAGGGGCACAAAAGAGCUUGAGACAGCUCUGGAUACGAGGGAGAGUGAGACUCCUGGGGGAAACAGGAAAUGAACUUGACUAGCAAGGAGGGGAGGACCAAGUGCCAGGGAAUGAGCUUAGAUGGAAUAUCCCUCGGUGACAGGUAGAUGUUACAGGAUUUCAGGCUGAAGAGUGAUGUAAUCAGAUCUGGAUUUUGCACAGACUGCUCUAUUUGCCAGCAGAGGACAAUGAGAGGCAGGGAGUCCUGUCUCUGGUUCUCUGAAGUCAGAGUGACACAUACCAGAUUAAUGGCAUCCCCUUCCCACCCCACUGGAAGACCUGGGCUUUGAAUCCACACUCAUAGUAAAGAUAUCAAUAUACCUUUGGGUGAAAAAAGUAGCAAGAAUUGGGAGACCCAAUCCCACUAGGCCUUGCAGAUUAGGAGCUUGGGUUUUAUUCUAAGGACACCUAGGAGGACUUUAAGCAAGGGAGUUACACCCAAUUUGUAUUCCAGGAAGAUAAGAUUUAUUCAAGAAAAUCAAAUUGCCAUGAAGUAGAAAUUAAUUUUUAAAUGCGUUCAUUUGUUGAAAACCCACUAUCUAGCAGGCACUGGGGGAGAGAGAUAAAAGAUUAACUCUGCCUUCUGGACAGAGGAAGCCAGAAAUCUCCCUUUAUUCUAAAUCUACACACGGAGGGUGGAGAGUGCUUUAUGUGUUUGCCUGGUCCUUCCCAUUUAGUUUGGCUCAAUCUCCAGGUUAAGAGAACAUUCCCUGUUAAAAUUCCAUGCUUUUAGUUCUUUCUUCUUUGUGAGUUUAUCAGCAGGAUAUAUCAAAAUUAUUUAUUAAACAUAGUUGGCUGGAGCUGUAGGCUGUUGAUUUGUUUGAUUGGCAUCUGUUUUAAGAUCUUUAUUAUGAAAAAGGCUUAUCUUGUUAUUGCAGUAAGGCAUUAGGUGCCCCAAGAUCGUUUCCAUAUUACUUUUCUUUCUUCGGAAGGUACAGAUAUUUGCAUAAUGGGCUCCUUUAAGCAAAGUCUGUCUUUUUGGUUCCAUGUUGGAAAGAUGAUAUGCUUGCUAAAGGGACUUGACUGCGCUCUGUCACUUGGAGGCACUCAUUCCCUGCCUGCAGCUGGGGCCAAAUGCAGGGACCCUACAUCUGGACCCUUGGUCCAGAAGUGGGGUAAAGUGCAAGACAGGUGAGAAGGCAUCCUCAUUAAAUGAUGGCUUAGACCAUAUGCUAGAUUGAAGAUGUUUGAGUAUAAGAAGUUGGGAGGAGAACCCUGUGCUCUUUCAAAGUUGAUCAUACCCUCCUGGCUUGGGGUACACAUUGAGUUGGUGGCUAACACCUGGGGGGCCCCUCAGGCAAAGGUAGUAGACACAAGGCUAAGGUCUUCAUCAGCUGGUCAUAAAGGCUCAGAAACCCAGGGGACUGGCAUUUUACAACUGGGAGUGCAUUUUCUAUUCCUUUUGAGCUUUUGAUGCAGAACCUAAUCAUGAACCUACAUCAUCUUAGUUCCUGUUUAGUGUUUCUUACUUUCUCUUAUGUGAAGCUCAGCUAAUUACCCAAUGUAUUGAGUUUCUGCUGGUCACCAUUAAAGAUUUGCUGACCCCUGAACAAGAAGAGCCCUCAUGGUCCUUGGAAUAGUCAGCUCCAUAGUCCUUUGACAUCCCUAGAAGAUGAAACACAGUCAGUCCCAAAAGGGAGCUUAUACAUUUCCCUUUUCAAAAGAUUUCCAACCAGAGGUUGACCCUGUGGGGAUGCUGCCAGGCCCAGAGGUGAACUCCACUGGGAUGGGCUCCCCAGAGGCAUUUUCAUGGAGAUGCAGUGAUCUCCACUAUCAGAUCAAGGGCAGGGGCUGCCUGAACAUAUCUGCACUCUGCUUCUUGAGUAAAUUCAGUAGUGGUUGGAAAAGGCUUUGCACGGAUGUCCCAUACAGAAUACAGCAUAUCCUUGCUUCCCUUUCCUAGCAAGUUUCCCUUCAGAGCAUUGCAGCACUUGGGGAGCUGGAGGCAGGCCCAAGCUGUCCUGCGCCGGGGCUACACCUGAGGCCAACCCCUACUCUCUCUAAUAGAAUCACCACCACCACCGAGAUAAUGAUGAGAAUAUUGCUUUCUGGGUUUUGCUCUGCCCUCACUAACCCUGGCAUUGACUCAAUGCAUUACAUAACCUUCCUCGGUUUCCUGUUUCUGCCAUAACAUAUGAUCACAAGUAUGGUGGCUUAAAACAACACAGAUCUGUUACUAUAGUUCUCAGGGUCAGAAGUCAAAUGGGAGACUCCCUGGGCUAACUAAAAUCAAGGUGUCAGCAGGAAAGGCUGGCUCCUUCUGGAGGCUAGAAGGAGAAUCACUUUCUUUGCCUUUUUCAGCUUUGAGAGACCAUGGCCUUGCUUAGCCUGUGGCCUCUUCCUCCAUCCUCACAGCUGGCAAGGGUGAAUUGAGUCCUGCACAUACCAUUCUCUCUCUCCCACCCCUCUUCCAACUUGUAAGGACCCUGUGACAACAUUGAAUCUAUCUGGAUGAUCCAGGAAGAUCUAAUUUUAUUUUAUUUUAUUUUUAAACUUUACAUAAUUGUAUUAGAUCUAAUUUUAAAUUCAGCUGAUUGGCAGCAGAGGCACAGAGCAGGCUAGUGAUUGAGCCAAUGUUAUAGCUGGUAAGUGAUAGAUGAUCUUACCUUGGCCCCAGCUGCAGUCACUCUGGGGCUUCCCAGGUGGCCCAGUGGGUAAAAAAUAUGCCUGCAGCACAGGAGACGUGGGUUUGAUCCCUGGGUUGGGAAGAUCCCCUGGAGAAGGGCAUGGCAACCCACCUCCAGUAUUCUUGCCUGGAGAAUCCCAUGGACAGAGGAGCCUGGUGAGCUACAGUCCAAGAGUCGGACACAACUGAAGUGACUUAGCAUGCACAGUCACUCUAGAAUCUGGGGACAGAGGGUAUAGCCAGCAGUGUGAACCAACCCCUCUUUGGUUGGCUAUAAACAGUGUGACAACUAGAGGGAGAGGUAACUCAGUCAACCCUUGGUGACACCCAUGUGAUUCCCUUUCUUAAUAUCGGAAGCAGCUUGUCGUUUCUCUGAUAUGUUUUCCUACCAGAACAUAAAUGUCCGAGCCUAUUUCUCACUUUGCUCGUUUCUCUUCCUGAAGUGUCAUCUUGGUGUUUUAUGAUGAUCAUUUUCUUCAGAACAAGUGAGAAUCAAGGAAUGGUUAGACACUUGCUUCUUGUUUGUGUUUGGAGGUAGCUCAGAGCUACCUUGAAUCUAUCACUGAGCUCGAGGUGCUGCUCUGAUGCCUCGCAUCCAUGGGCAAAGCAGGGGCACCGGGUGGAGUGUGGAUGCCUCAGCCUAAGGAGGCAGGACCCAGCACGCCUGGUCCCAACUCUAAACUAGUUUUCACCUCACAGGCAAGUACACUAGCGCUGGACCCACUCAGCUCUCAGGCCAGGUUCCUGCCCCUGUGCAACUCACACAAAAUAGCAACAGUCAGUCUUGACCUCCUAAAAGAAUCCUAAAAGAUGAUGCUGUGAAAGUGCUGCACUCAGAUCAGAUCAGAUCAGUCGCUCAGUCGUGUCCAACUCUUUGCAACCCCAUGAAUCGCAGCACACCAGGCCUCCCUGUCCAUCACCA
This is a messenger RNA of Bubalus bubalis (water buffalo), 6988 nucleotides long. RefSeq names its product cadherin 13 (gene CDH13). Gene Ontology annotation, molecular function: calcium ion binding; cadherin binding. Gene Ontology annotation, cellular component: adherens junction; plasma membrane; catenin complex. The coding region runs from base 16 to 852 and encodes 278 amino acids. The transcript is spliced from 6 exons. Lineage: Eukaryota; Metazoa; Chordata; Mammalia; Artiodactyla; Bovidae. Gene Ontology annotation, biological process: adherens junction organization; homophilic cell-cell adhesion; multicellular organism development. The record is from RefSeq and is a predicted model, not a curated record.